GGCUCCUCGAUUUAAGGGGUUCCAGCAGCAGGACAGCCAGGAGCUUCUGCACUAUCUGUUGGAUGCAAUGAGGAUUGAAGAAACAAAGCGUAUACAAACUGGUAUCUUAAGAGCAUUUAAUAAUCCAACUACUAAGACGGCAGAUGAUGAAACUAGAAGAAAAGUCAAAGCAUAUGGAAGAGAGGGUGUGAAGAUGAACUUCAUAGAUAGGAUCUUUGUUGGUGAAUUGACUAGCACUGUCAUGUGUGAGGAAUGUGAAAAUAUUUCAACAGUAAAAGAACCUUUCAUUGAUCUUUCACUUCCUAUAAUAGAGGAGAGGGUUGCAAAACCUGUGCCUUUGGGAAGAACAGGUAAAGGUAAAAGUGUACAAGAGGCACAUCUUGGGCAGUAUAACUGUUCUUCUUUCACCGCACUGAAUAAUCAACCCAAAAUUGUCAAGAAACACACUUUAACAAAAGAUAAGAAUCAAUUGAACCAGGAGAGACGGCUUGCCAGAAAAAGUUCCUCAAAUGAAGAAGAAAGAAGCCCUGUUAUCAUGCAGGAAAAAACAAAAAAGCUUGAGCUGGAAGAUAGCUCUGGUGUCCUGUACUCCAAAGACAUGACUGCUGACUCUGCUAUAAAUGGAAGUCAGACAGACGGCAGCGAGAAGGAGGCCAGCCGCUCUGAAAGCAGCUUUGAUGCAGACAGUGAAGCCUCAGAAAGCGAAAGUGCUUCUAAGCAAACAGCUUUCAGCCCAUCCAGCAACAUGUCUGGUUUGCACAUCAACCACAUAAAUCUUAAAAAGCCUUACAACAAACCAAGUGACAGUAAUGAUGAAAUGAUUUCCAGUGCCAUAUCCAAACUCAGCUUCUGUGAUACUAUAAACGAAGAUAAAAACUUGAGCCGUGGGGAUCCAGCAUUGGGUUUAUCAAAUAAUUCCAUGUUUGCAGUAGACAAAUCCCCACUAUCCCAAAGCCCUCAAAAUGCUUUCCAGACGCUUUCCCAAAGCUACAUAACUAGCUCAAAGGAAUGUUCUGUUCAGUCCUGCCUUUACCAGUUUACUUCUGUAGAGCUUCUAAUGGGGAACAACAAGCUUUUAUGUGAGAGCUGCACAGAAAGGAAACAGAAGUAUCAGAAGAAAACCAACUCCACAGAAAAGAAAAUGGAUGGUGUCUACACAAAUGCUCGGAAACAGCUGCUGAUUUCUUCAGUUCCUGCUAUUCUUAUUCUUCAUCUGAAAAGAUUCCACCAGGCUGGUUUGAGUCUACGGAAAGUAAAUAGGCAUGUGGAUUUCCCACUGAUUUUAGACUUAGCACCAUUUUGUUCUGCAUCUUGCAAGAAUGUUACGGAUGGUGCAAGAGUGCUAUAUAGUCUUUACGGAAUAGUGGAGCACAGUGGGUCAAUGAGAGGUGGUCAUUAUGCGGCUUAUGUGAAAGUCAGGACACCUUCCAAGAAAUUACUAGAGCAUAUUUCUACGACUAAGAACGUUCUAGGUUUAAAAGAAGCCAUGGGAGCAUCAGCAGGACAGUGGGUGUAUGUUAGUGAUGCCCAUGUUCAAAUGGUUCCAGAAUCAAGAGUACUAAAUGCACAAGCAUAUCUACUUUUUUAUGAAAGAUUAUUAUUAUAAUUCUCAACAGUUCAAUUUAAAAGAUGGUAGUGGUUAUUUACUUUAUCUUAUUUAAAGCUGCAGCGGUAAGAGUACCUGUAAAUACUGUGCCUUUAUCUUGUAGAGCAUAUAUCAUAUGUUGACUCUGAAGUUCAGUCACGCUAUUAUAAAUAUCUGAAUGGUUCUUUUUAAAACAUGCACUUUGCCAAACAUUUAAUAUUCCUGGAUUCAUUAAAAUACAGUACUGUUAGAAUGUAAGGUGAUGUCCUAUCCUACUGAAGUCUAUGGGAAGUUUGUUCUUGAUUUUAAGAUAAGCUUUCACCAUAGUCUAGAACAGUUGAGAAUAAAAGUGCUGAUAGUGUUAAGUGCCUGGAUUUGCUGGUGUAUAGUAAUGGUAUGAAGUAUUUCAGCUUUCUGUGAUCUAGUCCCGAUGCUUCCCAUCACUGGGUUGGAUGUCAGCUGUUAAGAUUUCUGCAAACAAGAACCUGUUAAAUUGUGUUGCUUCCACAUGUAGUAAUUGGAAAGCACAGUGUUUCCAGGAUGGAGUAACAACAGCUGUCGCUGGGUAAUGCUGCAGUGCGCUUUCCUGAUAGAGCUGGGAACAGACUGGGAAAACAUGGCUUCUGCAAACUGACAGUGAAUCCUCAGAUACCCAGUAACCUUUCAGCU
Molecule: messenger RNA, 2254 nt
Organism: Phaethon lepturus (White-tailed tropicbird)
Lineage: Eukaryota; Metazoa; Chordata; Aves; Phaethontiformes; Phaethontidae
Product: ubiquitin carboxyl-terminal hydrolase 45-like
Exons: 10
Biological process (GO): protein deubiquitination
Molecular function (GO): cysteine-type deubiquitinase activity
Source: RefSeq, a predicted model, not a curated record